AUGGAGUCUUCAGAUGUUUCUCAGCAGUUUCUUUUUAAUCAAUCAGCAAAUGUGCCUGACAUAACUGCAGUGACUAUUUCAUAUCUUUUUUGUAUUUUUGGUGGCUCUUUGUCAGUUCUCAUAACGUUUGGAAACCUACUUGUAAUAAUGUCUAUUGUUUACUUCAGACAGCUCCACACUCCUACAAACUUCCUGAUGCUCUCUCUGGCUGUGGCUGACAUGCUAGUUGGACUUUUAGUUGUGCCGUUCAGUGUUGUGCUUUUUGUGAGCUCAUAUUGGCAUCUUGAAGAUUUACUUUGUAAAGUGCGAGGCAGUUUAGAUGUGUUACUGUGCAUUUCUUCCAUUUGGAAUUUGUGCUGCAUUUCUGUUGACAGAUAUUACGCAGUGUGUCAGCCUCUGAGAUACAGAACUAAAAUAAAUGUCCAUGUCGUUUGGAUCAUGAUCAUGGUGUGCUGGACCAUUGGCACUCUAAAUGGAAUUAUUCUCUCAGUAAAGGCUCCAGAAAAAGGACACAAAAACAACAAAUGUGCUUCAAUUCAAGUUCAAACACAGAAGACAAUAGUUGUGGCAGUUGUUUUUGGUUUUGGCAUCCCAGCUGUUAUUAUAUCUUCAAUCUACCUCAAGAUUUUGACAGUAGCACAGAAACAGGCACGCAGCAUCCGGAACAAUGCAACAUCUGGUGCAACUGUCAGUAAAAUGGAGAGAAAGGCGACUAAAACUCUGGCUAUUGUGGUUGGGGUUUUUCUCACGAGUUGGACUCCUUACUUUCUGUCCAUCAGCUUUCAUCCUUUGAGCAAUUAUACAAUACCAGUUAAUGUACUUCAGUCAUUUAAGUGGCUUGGAUGGUCUAACUCAAUGUUAAAUCCGUUUGUUUAUGCUUUUUUUUACAGCUGGUUUCGAUCAGCUUUUAGGAUGAUCAUGACAGGGAAAAUAUUCACAGAUGAUUUUUCCAAUUCUAAACUCUUUUGA
Molecule: messenger RNA, 969 nt
Organism: Solea solea (common sole)
Lineage: Eukaryota; Metazoa; Chordata; Actinopteri; Pleuronectiformes; Soleidae
Product: trace amine-associated receptor 4-like
Exons: 1
Coding region: 1-969 (322 amino acids)
Biological process (GO): adenylate cyclase-activating adrenergic receptor signaling pathway
Cellular component (GO): membrane
Molecular function (GO): G protein-coupled receptor activity
Source: RefSeq, a predicted model, not a curated record